UGCAUACGCGAGGCAAUUUAUCAUCUAAUAACAACCUGGAAUGACCAAAGUACGGUACUAGCGGCAACUGUGCGCGCUGUCAAAAAAACCAUAGAAGAUAGUAGCACUGUUUCGGAGACAACCGACAUUGGCCUGGAAAAAAUCGAUGAUCCUUUUCCUUCAUAUCUCCACCUCGGACUAAAAUUGCAGUCGAGAGUUGGUGUUGUUGUGAGGGACAUCAUGGACUCCAGAGGUAAUUACAAGCCAGAUAUUGGAAGCAUCAUCGCUUAUGCCCUUUCUGCCGCUGAUUAUGAGGAAAAUCUUCGUAAACAGAGAGAAGUUGCUAAAGGUGAACAACCCCCGCUCAAUCUUAAUUCAAACAGUGCUGCUACGGAUGAACAGGCGCUAGCAGCGGAACACAUCGAGGUUGAGUUUCAGGACAAUCAAGCUUCAUACUACGUCAAGGUUUGUGAUUAUAAACCCUGA
Messenger RNA from Strongylus vulgaris, 465 nucleotides. The record is from the annotation of a GenBank genome assembly. Lineage: Eukaryota; Metazoa; Nematoda; Chromadorea; Rhabditida; Strongylidae.